Molecule: messenger RNA, 324 nt
Organism: Opisthorchis viverrini
Lineage: Eukaryota; Metazoa; Platyhelminthes; Trematoda; Opisthorchiida; Opisthorchiidae
Exons: 1
Coding region: 1-324 (107 amino acids)
Source: RefSeq, a predicted model, not a curated record
AUGGAUAUCCCAGCUGAAGAACUAGAGGUGAGCACAUGUGUGAACGGUGUUGAAGCCAGCUUGUCGUUCAUCUGGCUGCAACACACUGCAUACCCCGGAGGAUACGAAGCUCCGAUGCCAAACACUGACCUGAAAAACCGCACCAACGUGGACUCCGCCAACACAAAAGCAAACUGGGCUAAAUUCUGGGUAAAGCACACUGUGCUAUACGCAAUGGCACGCAAAACCAGCAACUACACACACCUUUCUCACCUGAUUGACAGUCAGGAGUACGAGUUGACGCUAAAGCUGCCCAACACGCAACUGAUUUUGAAAAAGUCAUGA